CCUAGUAACUUUAUUUUUUUCUUAUGUAUUUCAGGGUUUCGAAAAAACGAUGAAAUGAAAGCUAUGGAUGUUUUGCCAAUUUUAAAGGAAAAAGUUGCAUACCUUUCAGGUGGCAGAGAUAAACGCGGAGGUCCCAUCCUAACGUUCCCGGCCCGCAGCAACCAUGACAGAAUACGACAGGAGGACCUGCGGAGGCUCAUUUCCUAUCUCGCCUGUGUCCCCAGUGAAGAAGUGUGCAAGCGAGGAUUCACGGUGAUUGUGGACAUGCGUGGGUCCAAGUGGGACUCCAUCAAGCCUCUGCUGAAGAUUUUACAAGAGUCCUUCCCCUGCUGCAUUCACGUUGCACUGAUAAUCAAGCCAGACAACUUUUGGCAGAAACAGAGGACUAAUUUUGGCAGUUCUAAAUUUGAAUUUGAGACAAAUAUGGUCUCUUUAGAAGGCCUUACCAAAGUAGUUGAUCCUUCUCAGCUCACUCCCGAGUUUGAUGGCUGCCUGGAAUACAACCAUGAAGAAUGGAUCGAAAUCAGAGUUGCUUUUGAAGACUACAUUAGCAAUGCAACCCACAUGCUCUCUCGACUGGAGGAACUUCAGGACAUCCUCGCUAAGAAGGAGCUGCCUCAGGAUUUGGAGGGGGCUCGGAAUAUGAUCGAGGAACAUUCCCAGCUGAAGAAGAAGGUGAUCAAGGCCCCCAUUGAGGACUUGGAUUUAGAGGGACAGAAGCUGCUGCAGAGGAUUCAGAGCAGUGACAGCUUUCCCAAAAAGAACUCGGGGUCGGGCAAUGCAGACCUGCAGAGCCUCUUGCCCAAGGUGUCCGCCAUGCUGGACAGGCUGCACUCGACGCGCCAGCACCUGCAUCAGAUGUGGCAUGUGAGGAAGCUGAAGCUUGACCAGUGCUUUCAGCUCAGGCUGUUCGAACAGGAUGCUGAGAAGAUGUUUGACUGGAUCACACACAACAAGGGCCUGUUUCUGAACAGCUACACUGAGAUUGGGACCAGCCAUCCUCACGCGAUGGAGCUUCAGACGCAGCACAACCACUUCGCCAUGAACUGCAUGAACGUGUACGUCAACAUAAACCGCAUCAUGUCGGUGGCCAACCGCUUGGUGGAGUCGGGCCACUACGCCUCCCAGCAGAUCAAGCAGAUCGCAAAUCAGCUGGAGCAGGAGUGGAAGGCGUUCGCCGCCGCCCUGGACGAGCGCAGCACCCUGCUGGACAUGUCCUCCGUCUUCCACCAGAAGGCCGAGAAGUAUAUGAGCAACGUGGACUCAUGGUGCAAAGCGUGUGGCGAGGUGGACCUUCCCUCCGAGCUGCAGGAUCUGGAGGACGCCAUCCAUCACCACCAGGGCAUCUACGAGCACAUCACCCUGGCUUACUCCGAGGUGAGUCAGGACGGGAAGUCACUCCUUGACAAGCUCCAGCGGCCCCUGACUCCCGGCAGCUCCGAUUCCCUCACGGCCUCUGCCAACUACUCCAAGGCCGUGCACCACGUCCUUGACGUCAUCCACGAGGUGCUGCACCACCAGCGGCAGCUGGAAAACAUCUGGCAGCACCGCAAGGUCCGGCUCCACCAGAGGCUGCAGCUGUGCGUUUUCCAGCAGGACGUUCAGCAGGUACUGGACUGGAUUGAGAACCACGGAGAAGCAUUUCUGAGCAAACACACAGGUGUGGGGAAGUCUCUUCAUCGGGCCCGAGCUUUGCAGAAACGUCAUGAAGAUUUCGAGGAAGUAGCACAGAACACAUACACCAACGCGGAUAAGCUACUAGAAGCAGCAGAACAGCUGGCGCAGACCGGGGAGUGUGACCCAGAAGAGAUCUACCAGGCUGCCCACCAGCUUGAGGACCGCAUCCAAGAUUUCGUCCGGCGAGUGGAGCAGCGGAAGAUCCUACUGGACAUGUCGGUGUCCUUUCACACCCACGUGAAAGAGCUGUGGACAUGGCUGGAGGAGCUGCAGAAGGAGCUGCUGGACGACGUGUAUGCCGAGUCGGUGGAGGCCGUGCAGGACCUCAUCAAGCGCUUCGGCCAGCAGCAGCAGACCACCCUGCAGGUGACGGUCAACGUGAUCAAGGAAGGGGAGGACCUCAUCCAGCAGCUGAGGGACUCGGCCAUCUCCAGUAACAAGACCCCGCACAACAGCUCCAUCAGCCACAUCGAGACGGUGCUGCAGCAGCUGGACGAGGCCCAGGCACAGAUGGAGGAGCUCUUCCAGGAGCGCAAGAUCAAGCUGGAGCUCUUCCUGCAGCUGCGCGUGUUUGAGAGGGACGCCGUUGAUAUCAUCUCAGACCUUGAGUCUUGGAACGAUGAGCUUUCUCAGCAGAUGAAUGACUUUGACACAGAGGACCUCACAAUAGCAGAGCAGCGCCUCCAGCACCACGCGGACAAGGCUCUGACCAUGAAUAACCUGACCUUUGAUGUCAUCCACCAAGGGCAGGACCUACUGCAGUACGUCAACGAAGUGCAGGCCUCUGGCGUGGAGCUUCUUUGUGACAGAGAUGUAGACAUGGCCACUCGGGUCCAGGACUUGCUGGAGUUUCUCCAUGAAAAGCAGCAGGAACUGGAUUUAGCAGCUGAGCAGCAUCGGAAGCACCUGGAGCAGUGCGUGCAGCUGCGCCACCUGCAGGCUGAAGUGAAGCAGGUCCUGGGCUGGAUUCGCAAUGGGGAGUCGAUGUUGAACGCUGGGCUCAUCACGGCCAGCUCGUUGCAGGAGGCGGAGCAGCUGCAGAGGGAACACGAGCAGUUCCAGCAUGCCAUCGAGAAGACACACCAGAGUGCACUGCAGGUGCAGCAGAAGGCAGAAGCCAUGCUGCAGGCCAACCACUAUGACAUGGACAUGAUCAGGGACUGCGCCGAGAAGGUGGCCUCCCACUGGCAGCAGCUCAUGCUCAAGAUGGAAGACCGGCUCAAGCUGGUGAACGCGUCCGUCGCCUUCUACAAGACCUCAGAGCAGGUCUGCAGUGUCCUCGAGAGCCUGGAGCAGGAGUACAAGAGAGAAGAGGACUGGUGUGGAGGGGCCGACAAACUGGGCCCCAAUUCUGAGACGGACCACGUCACCCCCAUGAUCAGCAAGCACCUGGAACAAAAGGAAGCGUUCCUGAAGGCUUGCACACUUGCUAGGAGGAACGCAGACGUCUUCCUGAAGUACCUGCACAGGAACAGCGUGAACAUGCCUGGGAUGGUGACACACAUCAAAGCCCCGGAACAACAAGUGAAAAAUAUCUUGAAUGAGCUCUUCCAGCGGGAGAACAGGGUAUUGCACUACUGGACCAUGAGAAAGAGGCGGCUCGACCAGUGCCAGCAGUACGUGGUCUUCGAACGGAGCGCCAAGCAGGCUUUGGAGUGGAUCCACGACAACGGGGAGUUCUACCUUUCCACGCACACCUCCACGGGCUCGAGCAUCCAGCACACCCAGGAGCUGCUGAAGGAGCACGAGGAGUUUCAGAUAACCGCGAAGCAAACCAAAGAGAGAGUGAAGCUAUUGAUACAGCUGGCCGAUGGCUUUUGUGAAAAGGGGCAUGCCCAUGCGGCCGAGAUAAAAAAAUGUGUCACUGCAGUGGAUAAGAGGUACAGAGAUUUCUCUCUGCGGAUGGAGAAGUACAGGACCUCUUUGGAGAAAGCCCUGGGGAUUUCUUCAGAUUCCAACAAAUCGAGUAAAAGUCUUCAGCUCGAUAUAAUUCCAGCCAGUAUCCCUGGGUCAGAGGUGAAGCUUCGUGAUGCCACACAUGAGCUUAAUGAAGAGAAACGGAAGUCUGCGCGCCGGAAAGAGUUCAUAAUGGCUGAGCUCAUUCAGACUGAAAAGGCUUACGUAAGAGACCUCCGGGAGUGUAUGGAUACCUACCUGUGGGAAAUGACCAGCGGCGUGGAGGAGAUCCCGCCUGGCAUUGUGAACAAAGAGCUCAUUAUCUUCGGGAACAUGCAGGAAAUCUAUGAAUUUCACAAUAAUAUAUUCCUGAAAGAGCUGGAGAAAUACGAGCAGUUGCCGGAGGACGUUGGACACUGCUUUGUCACUUGGGCAGACAAGUUUCAGAUGUAUGUCACAUAUUGCAAAAAUAAGCCUGAUUCUACUCAGCUGAUAUUAGAGCAUGCGGGAUCCUACUUUGAUGAGAUACAGCAGCGGCAUGGAUUAGCCAAUUCCAUCUCUUCCUACCUUAUUAAACCAGUGCAGCGAAUAACGAAGUACCAGCUCCUUUUAAAAGAGCUGCUCACGUGCUGCGAGGAAGGGAAGGGGGAGAUCAAGGACGGCCUGGAGGUGAUGCUCAGCGUGCCCAAGCGGGCCAACGACGCCAUGCACCUCAGCAUGCUGGAAGGGUUUGAUGAAAACAUUGAGUCUCAGGGAGAACUCAUCCUGCAGGAAUCCUUCCAAGUGUGGGACCCGAAAACCUUAAUUCGAAAGGGUCGAGAGCGACACCUCUUCCUUUUUGAAAUGUCCUUAGUAUUUAGCAAAGAAGUGAAAGAUUCCAGUGGGAGAAGCAAGUACCUUUAUAAAAGCAAAUUGUUUACCUCAGAGUUGGGUGUCACAGAACACGUUGAAGGAGAUCCUUGCAAAUUUGCACUGUGGGUGGGGAGGACGCCAACCUCAGAUAAUAAAAUUGUCCUUAAGGCCUCCAGUAUAGAGAACAAGCAAGACUGGAUCAAGCACAUCCGGGAGGUGAUCCAGGAGAGAACCAUCCACCUGAAAGGCGCCCUGAAGGAGCCCAUCCACAUCCCCAAGACGGCUCCGGCGGCCAGACAGAGGGGGAGGAGGGAUGGAGAGGAUCUGGAUAGCCAGGGUGACGGCAGCAGCCAGCCUGAUACCAUUUCAAUUGCCUCCCGGACGUCUCAGAACACGCUGGACAGUGACAAGCUCUCCGGCGGCUGCGAGCUGACGGUGGUCAUCCACGACUUCACGGCCUGCAACAGCACCGAGCUGACCAUCCGCCGCGGGCAGACCGUGGAGGUUUUGGAGCGGCCCCACGACAAGCCCGACUGGUGUCUGGUGCGGACCACUGACCGGUCCCCCGCCGCCGAAGGCCUGGUCCCCUGCGGCUCCCUGUGCAUCGCCCACUCUAGAAGCAGCAUGGAGAUGGAAGGCAUCUUCAACCACAAAGACCACCUUCUCAGUUCCCAGGACAGCGUCAGCCCAGCCCAGCAGAGGAGGGGGAGCCUGGCCUCGCGGGGCUGGGGCCUCGUCCUUUCCCCUCAUCACCCCUACCCAGGAAAGCAGCAGCUCUGUGGAGAGUCAGGUGUUUCUCCGCCUUCACUAGAAGCCUGUGUGACCGAAGAGCGAGCUCCAGGCCUCCUGCAUUUCCCCAAGGAUACCUUCCCCAAGGAUACCGGGGGUGGCUUGAUGCUUCUGACUGCCCCCCCACCAGCCACCCGAAUCAAAAUCUGCCCCUUGGCUAUCCUUGGAAGAGCUGGGGAGAUAAGCUUCCUGUCAGGUCCACCCUCCCUGGGAAGGGGUCCCUCUGGCUGCCGCAGGCGGAGGGAGGCUUGGGAUUCGGAGCCUUUGGCCUCAAGUUGGCUCGGCCGCACCAUGCCAAACGGAAUUAAACCCCCCGAUCCCCUGGACUCGCUGUCGCCCGUCGUCGGCUCAGCCUACCGUAGCGGCGGGCAGCCCGGCACCUGCAAGUACUGGAUCCUCGACCUAGACUCGCUGUCUGUCUCCAGCAACGAUGCCAGCCCGCCCGCCUCUGUGGCCUCCCUCCAGCCCCACAUGAUGGGGGCGCAGAGCUCCCCGGGCCCCAAGCGCCCGGGCAACACGCUGCGCAAGUGGCUGACCAGCCCGGUGCGGCGGCUGAGCAGCGGCAAGGCCGACGGGCACGUGAAGAAGCUGGCGCACAAGCACAAGAAGAGCAGGGAGGUGCGCAAGAGCGCUGACGCCGGCUCGCAGAAGGACUCGGACGACAGCGCGGCCACCCCGCAGGACGAGACCGUUGAAGAGAGAGGCCGGAAUGAGGGCCUGAGCAGCGGCACGCUCUCCAAGUCCUCGUCCUCAGGCAUGCAGAGCUGCGGAGAGGAGGAAGGGGAGGAGGGGGCGGACGCCGUGCCUCUGCCCCCACCCAUGGCCAUCCAGCAGCACAGCCUGCUCCAGCCGGACUCACAGGACGACAAGGCCUCCUCCCGGUUGUUGGUCCGCCCCACCAGCUCCGAAACGCCGAGCGCAGCCGAGCUCGUCAGUGCGAUCGAGGAGCUCGUGAAAAGCAAGAUGGCGCUGGAGGAUCGACCCAGCUCCCUCCUUGUCGACCAGGGAGACAGUAGCAGCCCCUCCUUCAACCCUUCUGACAAUUCCCUUCUCUCCUCCUCCUCGCCCAUCGACGAGAUGGAAGAAAGGAAAUCGAGUUCUUUAAAGAGAAGGCACUACGUUUUGCAAGAAUUAGUGGAGACAGAGCGUGACUAUGUGCGGGACCUCGGCUAUGUGGUUGAGGGCUACAUGGCACUUAUGAAAGAAGAUGGUGUUCCCGACGACAUGAAGGGAAAAGACAAGAUUGUGUUUGGCAACAUCCAUCAGAUUUACGACUGGCACAGAGACUUUUUUUUAGGAGAGUUGGAGAAGUGCCUUGAAGAUCCAGAAAAACUGGGAUCCCUUUUUGUUAAACAUGAGAGAAGGUUGCACAUGUACAUAGUUUAUUGUCAGAAUAAGCCAAAGUCCGAGCACAUCGUCUCAGAAUACAUUGAUACUUUUUUUGAGGACUUAAAGCAGCGCCUUGGCCACAGGCUGCAGCUCACAGAUUUGCUGAUCAAACCAGUGCAGAGAAUCAUGAAGUACCAGCUGCUGCUGAAGGACUUCCUCAAGUAUUCCAAAAAAGCCAGCCUGGAUACAUCAGAACUGGAGAGAGCCGUGGAGGUCAUGUGCAUAGUCCCCAAGCGGUGCAACGACAUGAUGAACGUCGGGCGGCUGCAGGGAUUUGACGGUAAAAUUGUUGCCCAGGGCAAGCUGCUCUUACAGGACACAUUCUUGGUCACAGACCAAGACACGGGACUUCUGCCUCGCUGCAGAGAGAGGCGGGUGUUCCUCUUCGAGCAGAUCGUCAUUUUCAGCGAGCCACUUGAUAAAAAAAAGGGCUUCUCCAUGCCAGGAUUCCUAUUUAAGAACAGCGUCAAGGUGAGUUGCCUUUGCCUGGAGGAAAAUGUGGAAAACGAUCCCUGUAAAUUUGCUCUGACAUCGAGGGCGGGUGACGUGGUGGAGACCUUCAUCUUGCAUUCAUCCAGCCCAAGUGUUCGGCAAACGUGGAUCCAUGAAAUCAACCAAAUUUUAGAAAACCAGCGCAAUUUUUUAAACGCCUUGACAUCACCAAUCGAGUAUCAGAGGAACCACAGCGGGGGCGGCGGCGGCGGGGCCCCGGAGGACGGCCGCGCGCGGAGCGGCCUGGGCCCCCUGCCCUUGGGCAAGCCCCGGCCCGGGGCCAUCUCGCCUCUGAACUCUCCUCUGUCCGCCGCCUUCCCCUCUCCGAUCGGCAAGGAGCCCUUGCCCCCUAGCAGCCCCCUGCAGAAGGGGGGCUCCUUCUGGAGCUCCAUCCCCGCCUCCCCCGCCAGCCGGCCCGGCUCCUUCACCUUCCCGGGGGACAGUGACUCCCUCCAGCGGCAGGCGCACCGCCACGCGGCCCCCAGCAAGGACACGGACCGCAUGAGCACGUGCUCCUCGGCCAGCGAGCAGUCCGUGCAGUCCACCCAGAGCAAUGGGAGUGAAAGUAGCAGCAGUAGCAACAUCUCCACCAUGUUGGUGACACACGAUUACACGGCAGUGAAGGAGGAUGAGAUAAACGUCUACCAAGGAGAGGUCGUUCAAAUUCUGGCCAGCAAUCAACAGAACAUGUUUCUGGUGUUCCGAGCCGCCACUGACCAGUGCCCCGCAGCCGAGGGCUGGAUUCCGGGCUUCGUCCUGGGGCACACCAGUGCAGUCAUCAUGGAGAACCCCGACGGGGCUCUCAAGAAGUCAACAUCUUGGCACACAGCACUCCGUUUAAGGAAAAAAUCUGAGAAAAAAGAUAAAGACGGCAAACGGGAAGGCAAGUUGGAGAACGGUUAUCGGAAGUCCCGGGAAGGGCUCAGCAACAAGGUAUCUGUGAAGCUUCUCAAUCCCAACUACAUAUAUGACGUUCCCCCAGAAUUCGUCAUUCCCUUGAGUGAGGUCACGUGUGAGACAGGGGAGACCGUUGUUCUUAGAUGUCGGGUCUGUGGCCGCCCCAAGGCCUCGAUCACCUGGAAGGGCCCUGAACACAGCACCCUGAACAACGAUGACCACUACAGCAUCUCCUACAGUGACUUGGGAGAGGCCGCUCUGAAGAUCGUCGGUGUGACCACCGAGGACGACGGCAUCUACACGUGCAUCGCUGUGAACGACAUGGGGUCAGCCUCGUCUUCGGCGAGUCUGAGGGUUCUAGGUCCAGGGAGUGAUGGCAUCACGGUGACCUGGAAAGACAACUUCGACUGCUUCUACAGCGAAGUGGCUGAGCUUGGCAGGGGCAGGUUCUCUGUCGUCAAGAAAUGCGAUCAGAAGGGAACCAAGCGAUCAGUGGCCACGAAGUUUGUGAACAAGAAGUUGAUGAAACGUGACCAGGUCACCCGCGAGCUCGGGAUCCUGCAGAGCCUGCAGCACCCGCUGCUCGUCAGCCUCCUCGACACCUUCGAGACCCCCACCAGCUACGUCCUGGUUUUAGAAAUGGCUGACCAGGGACGGCUCCUGGACUGUGUGGUGCGGUGGGGGAACCUCACAGAAGGGAAGAUCAGGGCGUAUCUGGGCGAGGUUCUGGAAGCCGUCCGAUACCUUCACAACUGCAGGAUAGCACACCUGGACCUAAAGCCCGAAAACAUCCUGGUGGAUCAGAGUCUAGCCAAGCCAACCAUCAAGCUGGCUGACUUUGGAGAUGCUGUCCAACUCAACACGACCUACCACAUCCACCAGUUACUGGGGAACCCCGAGUUUGCCGCCCCCGAAAUCAUCCUCGGGAACCCGGUCUCCCUGACCUCGGACACGUGGAGCGUUGGAGUGCUGGCCUACGUGCUUCUGAGUGGCGUGUCCCCCUUCCUGGACGACAGCGUGGAAGAGACCUGCCUGAACAUUUGCCGGCUUGACUUUAGUUUCCCAGAUGACUACUUCCAAGGAGUGAGCCAGAGGGCCAAGGACUUCGUGUGCUUCCUCCUCCACGAGGACCCCGCCAAGCGUCCCUCGGCUGCGCUGGCCCUCCAGGAGCAGUGGCUGCAGGCGGGCCAUGGCCACGGCCACAGCAAAGGCGCAAGCGUCCUGGACACGUCCAGACUGACCUCCUUCAUUGAGCGGCGCAAACACCAGAACGAUGUUCGACCUAUCCGAAGCAUUAAAAACUUCUUACAGAGCAGGCUCUUGCCUAGAGUUUGACCUAUCCUGAAGUUCUUUCUCAUUCUCUUUCACCUGCCAAUCAGCUGUUAAUUUGAAUUGCAACGAGAACCACAAACCAACAGACCUGAUCAGCUGCCGUCCGUGCAUCGUGUGAAACUGUGAGCUGUGCUCGGGACUCGGGCUGCAAGCUGUGCUGGGGUGGAGGCCCUUCUCGCACAUUCUGCGAGAUUGGAGACAGCAUUGCUGUGUCACAGUCUUUUAUUCAGGUUUCUGCAAAAAAUAAAAAAAAAAAAAAAAGAUAAAAAAGAAACUUUUUUAAAUGAACAGGAAUCGAGUUUUGCAAAUUUAACAUUUUCCAAGAUUUAUUCAAGGAAGCGAAAUGCCUAUGUUCAACCACUGGUGUUAACAAACAAAACAGAGAUACUGGACCCCUCUGGGGAAGGACACCCCCCACCCCCAGCGGCGGCCAUCCCCGCGGCCUCGUCUGGAGCUCAGGGUCCACCUGGCUCUGAGCUUUUCCAGCUGCCUGGUCUGUGUGCCUCUCGCCGGGACGCCAGACUAGGCUUCUGAAAUGUGCAUUCAACCUCAAACUUUUGCAUAAAAAUAGAAUGAAUCGUUUUGCUCUGAUGAAAUGUAGGCCUUACUUGUAUAUAAGACUGGUCCUGCCUUCGGUCUGUCCCCUCCCCACCUGCCUUCCCUCCCGCUCCCUGCCCACCGGCUGGGGCUUCCUCUGGGGGUCAGUGGGGUCUGCCCAUCCACCACCGAGGAUAUCAGGGUGGGUCCUGCUCCACUGCCCCCUGCCCCCACGGCCCACCCCCAAGCCGUCAGUCAGAUUGUUGAGCAGUAUACAGUCAGAUGAAAAUACUGUAAAUGCACUCAUUGGGGUUUUUUUGGUUUUAUUUCAUAUCAUGUGCAAUGUUGUGGCUUUAACAUUUUAUGCAACUAUUUAUGAAGACCUCUGUUGUACCUGUAAUAAAUAUAUAGAAAAAGCACAUACUUCGUACGGUGAGCUUUAUGGUUUUGUGCGUGUGUCGGGGGUGGGGUGGGGUGGGGGGUCGUAGCCCUGUGCCAUCGGUUCAAGGAGACUUAACUCUUCGUGGAAUUUGUCAGUUUUGAGGACUGUAAAAAGUGAUUUCAUACUCUGAAUAUAAAACUGGAUAAUAGGGUAAUGUUUUAAAUUUUAUUAUGCUAUUAUUCAGAAUGCCAAAGUAUUAUUUUUUUUCCCAAAAUCAGUCUGGACAUUUCCUACUUUUUAGACUUUUUGACAUUCAACUUUCUGUACAAAAAAAAAAAAAUUGGCUGGAUUUUGAGCUUUUGGUAAGAAAUAAAUGCCAAUUAAGCACUAGCCGCCUUGAGGCCGGCGUUGCCGUCUGUGGCAGAGCUCACGCUGGUGUGGGAGGCCUUCCACAAAAGACGCUGGGUUUCUGGGCACGCUUGAAUUUUUCUGGAUGUCUUUUUAUCUUUGUUGUGUGAAAUCCACUUUAACAAAAAAAAAAAAAAAAAAAACCAGCCCGCUUUCCCAAGCCAGCCAGACACCUGGGUCUUCAGCCAUCAACUGGCUUAGUUAAGCUUUGCAGCUUCCGAUGUAUUUUAUUUAUUCUUUCGUUGGGUUUUUGUUUGUUUCUUGUAAAAUUGUACAGAAACUUUUUAAAAGAAAUUGGAUUCAGAACUGGAUGUGUAUUCGUAACCUCACAACUUUUAUUUGUGUGUUGUUUCAUUUAUUAUUUCAGUUCCAUUUUUACGUUAUUUUGCAUGUAUAUUUCUUUGUACAGAGACCUUCCGUGUUUACACAGUAUGAUGUGAUGUAAAUAUUUUAUUUUACCAUCAGUUAUUUUAAAAAAUUAAACAUAUUUGCCUGA
Messenger RNA from Vicugna pacos (alpaca), 11147 nucleotides. Lineage: Eukaryota; Metazoa; Chordata; Mammalia; Artiodactyla; Camelidae. The record is from RefSeq and is a predicted model, not a curated record.